CGCUUGCGAGUCGUGUAUAAACGCCGGUCGCGGCCGCGGCGCGCACUCCCGCGGGCGACACGAAAUGCUGCGCCGCGACUCGGCGCGCGAGCGCGACCUCGACUACGGCCGCGCGCUCGACAAGCUCGACCACGAGAAGCGAGACAAGCCUGACAGGCGCGACAAGGACAAGCGCGAUAAGGAGAUCAGACCAAGAGCGCGCACGCCCGAUGGAGCUGUUCUGGCGAGGAGGCAGAUGGCGAUCGAGCGCGGCGCGGCGGCGGAGGUGGCGCCCACCCCGCGCGCCGCCAGCCCCGCGCCGGACGAGCCCCGUCCGGAGCCUCCCACGCGGCUGCUAACCCUCGCACACGGGGAGCACCAUGACUCCACCAUCUACCGGUUUGAGAAGGGGACAGUCAUCCGGUUCUGUCCGGGGCCCAGUCUGCUCGGCCGCAAGGUGUUCCUUUACACCAACUACAUCAUCACCGACAGCCAGGAUGAAAAGGCGGAAGUGUCCGAGUUCGUCCGUAACCAGUACUACGCACUGGAGUGGCGGUGCGAAGACGAACAGGGGACGGAGGAGCUCGGCACGGGAGCACUCAUCACAGACACGGAUAUGUAUGCGGAGCUGAAGCUGACGAGAGCUGGGGCCUUCCAUUACUACUUCGUCUACGACAGCGCAGAGUCGUCGAUCGGUCCGACGGGGUCGGGCUGGCUGCACUGCGCGCCCGCGGUGCGCGUGGGGCCGGGCGGCCGCGACACCGUCGCCGUGGAGGGGCUGACGUGUCAGACGGUGCUGGCCAAGUGUCUGGGCCCACUAGCGCGUUGGGAGGAUACGCUCCGCGUGGCCAAGGAGAGCGGCUACAACAUGAUACACUUCACCCCUAUACAGGAACUGGGCGCUUCCAACUCGAGCUACAGCCUCGCGGACCAGCUGAAGCUGAACCCCGCGUUCGGCGCCGACGCCUCCUUCGCCGACGUCGAGAACCUUCUCACCAAACUGCGCUGCGAGUGGCGCGUGGCUUCCAUAUGCGACGUGGUCCUGAAUCAUACCGCUAAUGAAACGCCGUGGCUGACGCUCCAUCCCGAGGCCACCUACAACUGCGCAAACAUGCCCCGGCUGCGCGCCGCCGCGCUGCUGGACGCGGCGCUGGCGCGCGUGACGCGCGACGCGGCGCGGGGCGACCUGGUGCCGCGCGGCAUCCCGCCCACACUCAACCAGCACGAGCAGUUGGAGGCCGUGCGACAUUACUUGGAGACGUCGGCUGUGCCGGAGCUGCGCUUGCACGAACUGUACACCUGCAAUGUUGCCGAGCUGCUGCAGCAGUUUUACUGCCUCGCGAGGAACAAAGUGCCACCAGUGUCAGCGGGCGCAACAGCGGAGCUGACUCUAGUUCCAGACCCGUUGUACCGGCGGCUCCACGCGACUGUAGACAUGGACCGAGCCCUGCAGUUGUACAACGUGUACCGCGCCGACUGUUACGACGAGGAGGCGCGCCUCAAGAAAUGCUGCGAGGAGCUCCGCAGGACGCUGGAGCAACUCAACGCUGCGGCCCGAGAGGAGGUGGAGGGCCACCUCCGCGCCGCCCUAGACAACUGCGUCGCUGGCAUGAGAUACUUCCGCUUGCAGGCCGACGGGCCUAAAAUAGAAGAGGUUAGCGAGAAGAAUCCACUGGUGCCUAGAUACUUCACGGCGGCGGGCGAGUGCGGCUCGGCGGCGGAGGCGGAGUCCCUCGUGUACGGCGACGGCGGCCGCUUCGUCAUGGCGCACAACGGCUGGGUCAUGGACGCCGACCCGCUUAUGGACUUUGCUAACACUUCCAACGUGUACCUCCGGAGGGAGCUCAUCGCCUGGGGCGACAGCGUCAAGCUCAGGUACGGCGACAAGCCGGAGGACAGCCCGUGGCUGUGGGGGCACAUGCGCGAGUACGUGGAGCUGACGGCCGAGCUGUUCGACGGGCUCCGGCUUGACAACUGUCACUCCACGCCGUUACAUGUGGCAGAGUACAUGAUGGACUGCGCGCGCAACGUGAAGCCGGACCUGUUCGUGGCGGCGGAGUUGUUCACUAACUCAGACCACGUGGACAACAUCUUCGUCAACCGGCUCGGCAUCUCCGCGCUCAUCCGAGAGGCGCAGGCCGCAUGGGAUUCGCGCGAGCAAGGCCGCCUGCUGCACCGCUUCGGCGGGCGCCCGGUGGGGGCGUUCCGCCGCGCUCGAGUAGACACAGCCCGCCCCGGCGUCGCACCCGCCGUGCUGCUCGACCUCACGCACGACAACCCCUCGCCGCUCGAGAAGCGCUCCGUGCACGACGUGCUGCCCACAGCGGCGCUAGUGACCAUGGCGUUCUGCGCGUCGGGCUCGACCCGCGGCCUAGACGAGCUAGUCCCACACCACAUACAUGUGGUGGACGAAGCGAGGCUCUACCCCGAGUGGGGUACCAAUGAGGGCAACGUGGGCGCCUCGCACGGCCUGAUACAGGCUAGGAGAGAGCUCAACCUGCUGCACUAUCAGCUCGCUCAACAAGGCUACGAUGAGGUAUAUGUGGAUCAAAUGACGGAUGCGGUGACAGCAGUAACCCGUCACUCGUCCACGUCUCGGCGCUCGGUGCUACUGGUAGCACACACGGCGUUCUCGGCGCCGCAGGGAGAUGGUCCGCUUCCGCCACCGCUGCGUUUCGAGGGAGAUCUCGAGGAAAUACUCUUUGAGAUGGAGCUUCAGCCCAGGAGCGGCGCGGUGUACACUAAAAAUGUGCGUUUCAUCAACGGCCUGGAGCAGUGGACGGCCGCCGUCCGUCGUCGGCCGGCGCCGGACGCCGCGCAGUUCGUGUCGGCCGCGAGGAGGGACGGGGCGCACACCGUGCUGGACUGGCGCGCCUUCCCGCCCGGCGCGGUCAUAGCCGUGCGAAUAGCGCCUCGCGCCGCGCAGCGCGCCGCCCUCGACACCAUCACGCGCGCGCUCUCCGCGUGGGAGGCGCGCGCGCCCGACGCGCUCGGCCUGCAGCGCGCCUUACAGCCGCUCGACCUGGCCGACUACAACGUGCUGCUGUACCGGUGCGACGCGGAGGAGCGCGACGCGGGCGCCGGGGGGGUCUACGACGUGCCCGGCCACGGCCCGCUCGUCUACGCCGGCCUGCAGGGCCUGAUAUCGCUGCUGGAAGAGGUCCGGUCCGGCGACGCGCUCGGGCACGCCGUGUGCGACAACCUGCGCGCCGGCGACUGGCUGCUGGACUACACGUGGCGCCGGCUGGCGGCGCCGCAGCUCGCGAACGUAGCCACGAGGCUAAGGGAGCUGUUGGCGCCGCUCAAGGACCUACCGAGGUACUUAGUACCGGCGUAUGCGGAAGCGACGCUCCGCGCGGUGUACGACGCGGUGACGCGCGCCGCGUUAGCGCGUAUGACGCCCGAAAGCCGCGCUGGGUCGCUGCCGCGCGCGCUGGCGCUAUGCAGCGUGCAGCUGGUGGGCGCGGUGCCCGGAGCCCACCUCCCCCCUCCCUCCCCCGCGCUGCCCCCGCCGCGCCCGCCGCCCGCGCCCGCCUCGCUCACGCUGUCCGCGGGGCUGCCGCACUUCGCCACCGGCUACAUGCGCUGCUGGGGCCGCGACACCUUCAUCGCGCUGCGCGGCACGCUGCUGCUCCUGGGGAGAUACCAGGUGUGUGCUGUCCUGUGCUACCGCCGCCCGCGCCCGCCUCGCUCACGCUGUCCGCGGGGCUGCCGCACUUCGCCACCGGCUACAUGCGCUGCUGGGGCCGCGACACCUUCAUCGCGCUGCGCGGCACGCUGCUGCUCCUGGGGAGAUACCAGGUGUGUGCUGUCCUGUGCUACCGCCGCCCGCGCCCGCCUCGCUCACGCUGUCCGCGGGGCUGCCGCACUUCGCCACCGGCUACAUGCGCUGCUGGGGCCGCGACACCUUCAUCGCGCUGCGCGGCACGCUGCUGCUCCUGGGGAGAUACCAGGUGUGUGCUGUCCUGUGCUACCGCCGCCCGCGCCCGCCUCGCUCACGCUGUCCGCGGGGCUGCCGCACUUCGCCACCGGCUACAUGCGCUGCUGGGGCCGCGACACCUUCAUCGCGCUGCGCGGCACGCUGCUGCUCCUGGGGAGAUACCAGGUGUGUGCUGUCCUGUGCUACCGCCGCCCGCGCCCGCCUCGCUCACGCUGUCCGCGGGGCUGCCGCACUUCGCCACCGGCUACAUGCGCUGCUGGGGCCGCGACACCUUCAUCGCGCUGCGCGGCACGCUGCUGCUCCUGGGGAGAUACCAGGUGUGUGCUGUCCUGUGCUACCGCCGCCCCGAUAUAUGCCCUUCACCUUGCCGGUCGAGCCCCGUUGGAACAGUCCGGGUCGAAUCGGGCCCGCGAACUCUUAACUUUAGCCCUGCGGAAAAGAAGACGCUACGAAACUAAAAGCCAUAACAUCUGGCAGAUGAAAGUGAAGCAGGAGAGCCACAAGCUGAUGUUCAAGUUUGAAGUUCAAAUAUACUUUAUUCAUAGCAACAAGCACGUAUGUACGUAAUGUACGUAAUGUACG
Cydia splendana is the source of this 4501-nucleotide messenger RNA. Its product is annotated as glycogen debranching enzyme. The coding region runs from base 65 to 4486 and encodes 1473 amino acids. The record is from RefSeq and is a predicted model, not a curated record. NCBI's taxonomy places the organism in Eukaryota, Metazoa, Arthropoda, Insecta, Lepidoptera, Tortricidae. Gene Ontology annotation, molecular function: 4-alpha-glucanotransferase activity; amylo-alpha-1,6-glucosidase activity. The transcript is spliced from 22 exons. Gene Ontology annotation, biological process: glycogen catabolic process.